Molecule: messenger RNA, 1377 nt
Organism: Phycomyces blakesleeanus NRRL 1555(-)
Lineage: Eukaryota; Fungi; Mucoromycota; Mucoromycetes; Mucorales; Phycomycetaceae
Product: DNA-binding WRKY transcription factor
Exons: 4
Coding region: 1-1377 (458 amino acids)
Biological process (GO): regulation of DNA-templated transcription
Molecular function (GO): sequence-specific DNA binding; DNA-binding transcription factor activity
Source: RefSeq, a predicted model, not a curated record
AUGUCAUCAAACUCCCCAGAUCACAGCGGAUUUCACCAAAAAUCCCGCCACUCACAACAACAAUCACAAUCCGCCGCCACUCAGUCCGCCGCCACCCAGGAAUCUCCAGGACCAUCUUCCUUUCUCAGUCUAGAGAGAGUAGUCCAACAAUACGGAUCCCGACCUGAACUACUUGAGCUUAUUCUGUCCACAAAAGUUGAAGAAGACAGACGCAGAGCUGAAGAAGCCAAACUGAGACGCAAGGAAAUAGACUAUUUACUACAUCGUCACCAGUCUACAGAUUCCUCUCUCGAUCGUCCCAACACUAAUACUAGUAACAGCAACAAUAACAGUAACAUUCGUUCGUGGAAACAAUCAUCAUCACCAAAAUCACAACUACGCUCACCUGCCAGUCAUCACUCACACCCUUCAGUUGAUGAACAAAUGGAGCUAGCAGCAGCAGGAGGAGACUCUCGUCAGCGUGAUUCAAGACUCUAUCUACCUUUUCCCGGCAGAAGAUCAAGUCUAACCGCCAAAACCAUGCCUUACUCACCCCUCUCGCCAUCAAUGGACUAUCCUCACUCUCAAAUUCAACUGAGCAAGAAACGCCACAGUCUAACCCACACAAUCAAUGCCUUCCCUCGUCACGCAGAACGCCUCAUUGACACACUCGAUGACACUUUUGAUGACGCGCACGGCACCCUCUGUCAAACAUCGCGCAACUUGCUGUCGUCCGGAAUCCCUCCUCCCUCUCCACCAAUCGAGGCCACAACCUUCCAACCCCAACCUCAGCCUCAAUCCCAGGCUCAGGCUCAGGCUCAGGUACAGGUACAGACUCAGGCACAGGCUCAAGCUCAAGCUCAAGCUCAGGUCCAACCCCAACCACAACCACAAUCCCAGGUUCCGGUUCAGGCUAUUUCCCAGGGUAUUUCCCAGGCUCUGGUUCAGGAUCAGGAUCAGGCUCUGGAUCAGGAUCAGGAGCACGAUCACGAUCACGAUCAGACCAAGUCCAAGAUUCAGAAUAAAAUUCGGGAUCAGGCUCUCGAGAAACCCAAGACCGAGGAAAAAUUGGUUUCGAAACGACCUCACCACACACGGGAAGCAAGUCCGGUUGAUCAGACUUCGUCCAAGCGAAAACGGCGCGAAAUGCAGGCCAUUACGACCAUUAUCGAAACUCGGGAGUUUCCUUACAACGAUAACUAUCUCUGGAAGAACAACGGAAACACGGUCCAUAAAAAGACAGGCCACAAAAGCAUUUACUACAAAUGUUCCAAUAGCGCAAAGGGUUGCCUUGUCAACAAAACAGUGACCUUUAGAGAAAAUGGGGAACACUUGAUUAAAUACCGGGGCCAACAUUUGAACGAAUGCAGUCGUAUCAAGCGCAUCAUUGACAUUUAA